This is a messenger RNA of Xiphophorus couchianus (Monterrey platyfish), 2250 nucleotides long. It is a transcript of the gene tmem119b, whose product is annotated as transmembrane protein 119b. Gene Ontology annotation, cellular component: plasma membrane. The record is from RefSeq and is a predicted model, not a curated record. Gene Ontology annotation, biological process: ossification; positive regulation of osteoblast differentiation; positive regulation of bone mineralization. Bases 266 to 1093 code for a protein of 275 amino acids. The transcript is spliced from 2 exons. NCBI's taxonomy places the organism in Eukaryota, Metazoa, Chordata, Actinopteri, Cyprinodontiformes, Poeciliidae.
AACUGGAGGAGGGGGGAGGAGGACAGAGCAGAGCCAGAAGGAGGGAUCUGUACUCAUGGUUAAUGACAUCUCUCCUGCGCUAUCCAGACAGACCUCUGCACUGAAACCUGAAACCUGCAGCGGUUGCACGGUUCCCCAAUCAGUCACAUGUGCCCUGCUCUCCCUCUCACUUUGCUUUUUGCAAACUGGUUUCAGUCACCCUUCCACCAGAGGGGAUUUCAAGCUGAGAAACGUCUUCCACCCUGAAUGAUCCGGACAGGAAGCCAUGCAUCCAGGAGCCCUGCGUCCCAUCAGCCUGUGUGUGGUGUUUUGCAUCACCAGAAGCCUGGCCACACAUUUACAUCCUUACGGUUCCCUAGAGGGAAGUACAGACGAGGAAGAGCUUAGUCUCAUAAAUUCGUCUGUCGCUCCCAGAUUUCACCCCACUGAGUACCAAACCACACCACCAGAACCGUCACGAGAAGAAAGAAACCUCGGCGAGUUCACCAAGUUCCUGGAGGAGAACAUGCUCCUCGUCCUUGUUUCAAGCACACUCAUCUUUCUCACCCUCCUCAUUACCUGUGGAGCGUUUUUCAUGAGCCGCAGGCUCAAGGUGAACUCCUACCACCCUUGCUCCUUCCCCUCAAAAAUGUACGUGGACCAUCAGGACAAGACCGGAGGCACCAAGCCCUUUAGCGAAGUGCAAGGCAAAGCCGUUCCUGAGCUGGAAAUGGAGCCAGUGGACUCCAACAAGCAGCUACAGGCUGAAAUCUUAAGAGCUGCAAGCAGCCUACGAACGCCAACUAAAUGUCCUCAGGCUGCAGAAAGCAGUGAGACAGCAGCAGACCCCAGUCCUGAGGGCGACUUGAAACCAGAUCACGGCAUCCUGGAGCAGCAGCUACCGACGCUGCCUGAGGAGGAGCAGUGUGAGCUUCUCGACAGCAGGGAAGUUGAGACAGCAAGUUUGGAGUCGGACCAUCCAGAGCAUCUUCACCCGGGAGACGGGGAUUCAGAGGAGCCUCUGACCGGAAGGAGCCUCCGGCCAUCGUCUCUGCACAUUCACAAUGAAACUGCUACACUGCAGCUGAUCGCUGGGGAUAAAACGGCCUUCUAAUCAGUUUUAAUGAGACAAGCUAAGAACUUAUUCACAGGGAUCCUCCAGCAGCAUUUCAUUCUCAUCAAAAAUGUGUAAUUUUGUAAAGAAAACAAAUCUUGUAAACUCAAGUAGUAAGACGUUUUAGCAAAGUACUAAAACUAUGACUGCAUGUUGAAGGGUCUUGUAAUUGCAUUCAUGUACUUGAACUUUUUAUAUUUUUUUUUUGUGUUUCAACCACAAACUUCAGUCUACUUAACUGAGACUGAAUUUAUACAUUAACAUGAAGUAGAGCGUUCAUUUUGAAGCUUUUUUCUUCUUCUUUUCAAAUAAAAAUGAUAAAUGUUUGGUAUGUAUUUGUAUACGGUCCCCAUUUACCAAGCUAAGAGCUUAUUUCAUUUCUCUGCAUUUCUCCAGCAGGGACAGGUAAGCCAGUCAGAGUUGAUGGGAGGAUGGCUUGACACAACAACAGGGAAUUACCAGAAGAAAACCUGCUAAAUGUUGCAGGAUUUGAGACAGAGAUUCACCUGGUGGUUGCAGCAUCAUGCUGUGGGAAGAGGCAAACAUGGAUGGAGCAAAAUACAGGACAGUACGAUGAAACAGAAUUCAAACAGCCCUAAACGUCCCGCCAGAGUUGAUUAACAUCAAACAUAUUCCUAUCUUAAACUGGCCCAGUCAAAGUCCAGAGCGUAAUUUCACAAUGUGUGGGACUGUGGGUAGUUUUGCAGCUGUAUUUGUGGUGAAAAGUAGAGCUACGCAAUAUAUUGCAGCAGAAUUUUCAUUGCAACACCAAUUUGUGCAACUGCAGCACAAAGGACCACUUGGAUGCUUAUGAUGCUACAACCAUUCAGGUGACCCUGUUUGCUAAAAUCAUUCUAGAUGAUUCUGAGACUCUCAGUCAACAAGAUACAGAUCUUGGAGAGGAAGUUUGGAAAGCUUAAGAACAACAAUAAGGGCACUGUGAUUGUAGAAAGUGCUGAGGAAUAUGUGGGCUAAAUAUUAUCAACAAUAAUAAUUUUCACAAUGUUGUGCAACCCUACGAUGAAGUACCAUAAUGCCUUAUAUUGUGGUCAUUGUGAAUUAGUAUUGAUUUUGAAAUCAGGAAUCAAUUUCUUUCCAUGAUGAUGCACUACUUUGUCAGUCUAGAAAUUAAAAUCCCAAUAAAAAGUAUUAACAUC